Molecule: messenger RNA, 2845 nt
Organism: Mytilus californianus (California mussel)
Lineage: Eukaryota; Metazoa; Mollusca; Bivalvia; Mytilida; Mytilidae
Exons: 5
Coding region: 40-1881 (613 amino acids)
Source: RefSeq, a predicted model, not a curated record
GAAUCAAGACGUCAACAAAUAUUUCAUGAUAUAGAGAAGAUGUUUUCUGGAAGUCCAUUGCACUCUCAUUUAGUCAUUAAAGAACAAAUAUUUGUAAAUGCAAAGAGCAAACGUGAUCCGGAAAUGGCGCAAAUCAAAAAGAUCAUAACUGAGCAAGCCAUGAAGCAACCGACAUGGGGUCAGAAUCUUCCCAAAUGCUUCAUUCGUCUUGAAUUGGAAUUUGAUUCACUUCUUAGUCGUAACAUUCCUUUGAUAACAAUGAAGCAAAUGGAAAAGAUAAAUUCCCUUCAACCUGUUAGACCAUUAACUGAACAGGAAUUGAAAGUAUUUCUAAAAUUUCAGCACUCAGUUGGACGAAUCUUAUACUUUGGCGAAGUCAAUUUGGAUCAACACAUCAUCAUUUCACCGACACAUCUGAUUGAUGCCUUUAAAUCGAUCGUUACUGAUAGGAAGUUUUGUGAAGGUGACAGAAUGAGACAAAAAUCUUGGGAUUUGAUGAGUAAGAAAGGCACAAUAGAGAAGAAGUCUAUAGAAAAAAUCUGGAAGAAGAAAAAGUACAAUAAAUUUAAAGACCAUAAGGAAUAUUUAUUGGGAGUCAUGACCCAUCUUGAUAUACUAGUUGAACCAAAACGAUACGAUAAGUCACAAAAACGUAUACCAGCUGAAUUCUACUACGUUGCCAGCAUGGUUAGAACCAAUGACACAACUGGUUAUCUUAUGUCGCCGACAUUCAUUCAGAGUAAUAUCGCCAUAGCUUUUAGUCCUUCCUCCUCAGUGAUACCACCGGCUUUAUCCUUUAGAUUUAUCAGUUACUGCUUGAGUAUUUUUGCAGUGAAGAAAUACGGACAGAAGAACGAUGAAAUGCUGUUUCAUAGGUCAGCUAUUUUCAAUAUUGACCAAUCUCUAGAUAUGUGUGUUAACUGUGAUGAUGAGAUUAUUGUUGUCCGUCUUGUUCACUUGCGGAAUCGAACACUUAUUAUGAGAGAUCUAGCAUCUAGUAUUCGUGAAUGUUUAGCUGUUGCACUCGAGAAAAUAAGUCAGCUUUACGUCAAGACCAGCAGUUUAGAUUGUGUUGAUAGCAAAAGAUCUUUCAAUCUGAGUUUGUGUUGCAGUUCAUCUGAAGAUCCUUGUCUCUUGCCAAUGUCAACACUUAAAGAACAAGAUGGUUCGUGGAUAUGUCCAAAACACGGAAUUGAGCACACCAAAGACAUGAUGUCGUCGUGGGCCAUACAUAAGGACGAGAUUCAAUGUGGAACAGCAUGCCCAGUGACCGAUACUGAGUUCUUAGAACAGAUUCCUUCAGAUAUUCACUUACGCCGAUUGUCAAUGCAGUACAACAUAAAUGAAACCAAAGAGUUGGCAAUUCAUCUUGGGAUGGAAUAUCAAGCCUGGGAUGAUCUGUUUGUGACAUUUGGCGAAGAACCAGAGAGAUUAAAAUUUGAAGCACUCCUAAGAUCCGUUGAGUGUUCCCAUUUAACAUUUAAUGACAUCAGAAAAGCGGCUGAAGAUGGUAAAAUACAGACCAUACACUCUCUUUGCAGGGUGGUUAGAGGCAAUCCAAUAGACUUUGACCAAGAACCAGAAAAAUGGGACUUGGUUCCUACAGAAGAACAUCUGGACAGAGUCGCUCCGUUAGUGGGACACAACUCGCUGCCUUUUCUUGUUGAGCUUGGUUUGGAAUUCCGAACAUGGGAGGAGAUCAAAUACAGACAAACAGAAAGAGAUUUAGUGAAACUUAAUCGCAAUAUUCUUCAAGAGUGGAAGUCUAACUUUUGCUCGUUACAUAAUAUCCGACCAUCUCUGAGAGACAUUGGCAAGGCUUUCAACAACAUUGGCAAAAAUAUCAGAAUCAUUGAAAACGUUUUGGCCGACUUGCUUUGACUCCUGUUUAUAAGUUGGAUGUCUUUGUUUGUAUACACAGGACCAUUCCAAGAGGUAGCAAUGAACAUACAAUUAAGACAUUGAAACUGAAUUUAUAAUUUUUGGUUAAAAUAGGAUUGAUUGCAAAAUUAUCAAUGCCAAUUCAUAACACAUUAUGGCGAUCAAAACAAUAUUUAGGCAAACAAUUUUAUAUAUCCGCACGUAUAUAUGCUUCGUCUCCGUUUUUAAACAAAAUUUUUAUUUAAAAAAUGGAAUAAUACAAAUCUUAUGUUUAUGUUUAGAAGUAAUGUGUAUAUCAGCUUUGUAGGUAAUCUCUACAACUUAUAGUUCUAAAUUUUUCAACGAGUAUUGUACAGAACUUUACAGUUUCAAUAAUUGUUUAAACGCGUAAGUUGGUUGUUAGUAAACAAUGCUUGAUCAUGAAGUACAAAUAUGAUUUUUUAAUCGUGUGUUUAAAAGUUGCAGUAUCGAGGGGUUCUUAAAACGUUUGGUGCCUUUGCCCAUUCAAACAUUUCAUAAACUCAGUGAAAAAACAGCAAUAAACAUCCUUUACUAAACUAACUGAACUUGAUUAAUUGUUUAAAAUACUUAUCACAUGCUUAUUUUUUAUUCUUUAUUGAUUUUUCUUUUUCUUUCUUUUUUUCAACCAAUUACAGCAUAAACAUGACAUAAAUACAAUAUGAUACAUGUAAGAUACACAAUAUUAUUAUUAUAUAUACAUUAUAGUUGGAAAUAUUAUACAUUUUCUUUAGAACAGAGCAAAGGAAAAAGUUCAAAAAAUAUAGAAAAAAGAUAAAUAAGUUAAUAGUAAAAGGUAACCGAUAUCAUAGAAGUGAAAAAUGAAGAAGAAUAAAAAGAGAGAGAAAAAAAGAGAAAAUAAAUUACUGUAUCCAGUUUCAUCCCUUUCUGUAUAUUUGUUUUUAAUAUAACAUAUUCGUGAGGAAUAAAUAAUAUUUAAAAACUA